This is a messenger RNA of Diabrotica balteata, 2512 nucleotides long. The record is from the annotation of a GenBank genome assembly. Lineage: Eukaryota; Metazoa; Arthropoda; Insecta; Coleoptera; Chrysomelidae.
AUUAGUCACGUGCUGUGAAAUGUUAACGUCUCUACAAUACUCGUAAAAUUCGAACAUGGCGAAAAUAAUACUCGAAAUGCCGAUUUGAAAUUAACAAAUGUUCUGUCAUUGUACAUAGGUAUAGCUAAACAAAUAUGGCAUUUUCAAAUUCGUCAGCGCUGAAAACUCCCACUGUAUUGGAGCAGUUGUUGGAGGAAAUAAAUUUUCAGAGGACAAAGGAAAUGAGGCAAUUGCUCAAGGAUGAGUCUGGAUUUGUAAUGCUACAAGGUACAACCUACUGGACAGAUCUCUUUGUUCGCCAUUUUUUAUUCCAAAAUGAAUCGACCAUGGACUGUGAUGAUCUUCUGUUCUUCGUUAGAAAAAAACACGUUAAGGGAUCGCCCAGGUAUUUGCCAAAAUUCGAGACCGAAGUGGAUGUAUUUCGAAAAGACAGCAGAAAACUACCGAUUGGAGAUCCAGACAUCGACUGGGAAGAAACGGUGUAUCUGAACCUUAUAAUUCAUCAAUUCGAGUAUACAUUAACGCUAGCCAUCUGCACUAGAACCAGUCCUAAAGAACUCCAAGUGCUGAAGCGGCAUUCCCAAAAGGUGUACGCAUCUCCCAGUAGAAGACGGAUGGAUACCAAAGGAGAAGUGGAGGAGAUUACCUAUCCGCAUAUUUGUUUCAUGGUGGACAAUUUUGAUGAAGUAUUCCAUGACAUACUAGUUCGAGAUGGAGAGAUGGUUUGUGUUGAACUGUUAGCAGCAGAUCGAGCUGGAACCAUUCAGGGAGUUAUUUUUUUAGGUUCUAUUAGAUAUGAUGCCCUCAAAAAAGUAUACGAUGCCAGGCAAUCGAGUCUAAGCACAAAGAUGGCCCAAAGGAUGACGUUCGGUUUGUUUUCUUCUUCAACGGCACAACGAUGCGAAUUCGUCCGGAUGAAAGGACCGCAAGGCAAGGGCCACGCAGAAAUGGCGGUUACCAAACCCAAGGGGUCCGGUGUGGAGACUCCUACCUCCGAACCAGGAUUCUGCGCUACAGAUAUGUGGGACUCUGAUUGGGAAGAAGAUCCCGAAGAUUUCUAUGUAUAUCGAAAUCAAAGGCGACUCAGCGAUCCCAGUGCUAAUAUCAACAAUUUUAUUAGAGGAGGAUGGAAGUCGAAGUUGGAUGUGAAGGCCAGAUCUGAGAGUGAAGGCUUGGAUGCAAUCGAUAAUGGGGUUAGCGAGAUCGAAGCAGGGGAUCUUAGAGAUGAACUAGACGAUGGCGCAUACAAUCCACUAUGGACCAUGCGGGGUUUCACCCAGACCUUCCACUUUUGGAAAGAGAACAAGAGAGCACAAUCAGUUCCAUUAAACGCAUUUCUGACUUACAUAACACUGCCUUGGUGGAGCAUAGCCAAAGAUAUACUUGAUCAUAGAGAGGGACCUAUACUGACCUUCUAGCAUUUGGAAAUUAUACGAGCUUUCUUUUUAAAUGAACAGUUUCAGAUUGAUGCAGAGUAUGUUAUGUAUAUAAUUCAGAUUACUGAAGCAGUUUACCAAAAAUUAUCAGUUUUAGUUCAAAAAAAGAAUAAAAAAAGCAACUCAGCCUGAUAUUCCCUUCCCAAAAGUACCAAUAGUAGCCUGAGGGAUAGUUGACAGGAGUAAAUGCAUAUGAAAACGUAAUAACUGUUCGUCAGAUUUGAUUGGAGUAAAACUAGAAGACACAUUUUUAAAAUAUAGCGAUAUGUAUCUAUAUACACAUACCAAUAUUUACAUAUAUACAUUUACACAGGAAUGGUUGUUGAAAAAGGGAAGAAAGAGUGCCUAUUAUUGAAGACUACAUUAAUAAGUAUACAGACUUUAUGUAAAUUUACUCCUAUAUGAACACGAAUUGAAGAUAUUAAUGGGAAAUUAAUAAUCGUCAGUAGCAGAUAUGGUUUUGAGCAUCAUUCCAAUGAGUCUAUACAGAAAAGAGAAAAAGCAGAUUUUUUUUAUUAAUCUGAGAUUAAAAAUAUUGAAAUUGGAGAAUCAAAUGGCUAUCACAGUUACAUCAGUUAAAACAUUAAGACAUAAAAUUAAUUGAGAAUGGAUAGAUGCUGUCUAAAAUACGGCUAUCACAGAUUCCCCCAAUAAUAUGACUACAUGGCAUUCAUAGUAUUUGAAAGAUAAUUAAACAAUCUGGCAUAAGGUUUUUGAGUAACAGCACAGUGGAAUACCAUUUUGCAAAAUCUUGUAACAGAAGAGAAAAUGGAUGAUCUUAUACCUAAAAUUGUUUAUCAUCUUGAUGAGUGGAUUAGCUAACAUGUUUACUUGAAUAUACGCUCCAUGAAAACAUUAUAGCUUGCAUACCAUCUGAAAGAGUAUUAUUAAAGAAGUUCUAGAUCUCAAUAAAUACCUAUCUUCCUUUCCAUGGUGAUAAUUAUACAUCGACAGCAUUUGUGAUGUCAGUUUGAAAUUGAUUCAAAUCCGGAACUGUUCAAAAUGUGUUUUAAAAGACUCUUAAUAAUUUAACAAAAAAUGUUUGGUAUAAAAUCGUUGAGUAUAUAUUCUUUUUG